AUGUCUGAGUCAUCUGAUGAUAGGUUGGCUAGACUUGAAGCAAGGAGGAAAAGGAGAGAACAGAGAAGACUUAGUCUUGACACAGAUGAAGAAAGUAAGCAUGUUAAUGGAACAGAUGAGGGUGAUGUUGAUGUUGGUGGACGCUCUCGUUCUUCCACCACAGAUAGUGAUAUUGAAGCUUCUAGGGCUUUGACACGUGAGGAAAAAAGACAGGAAAGGCGUGACAAAAAAAGGCAGCGGGAAAUGGCAGAGAAAGCUAAAGAACAAGGAGCUAAAUCUGCAGCGGUGGUAACAGACUUCAGCAAAAGAGAAAUUCGUGAACGGAGACCGAGUGAUCCAGAGAUUUUGUCGGGAGACAGUGAGAGUGUGGAUGAUGCCGAACGAGAAAAUGAUGAGAAAAUUGCAAAGCCAGGAAAGAAAAAAACUGGUUAUGGUGCAUAUGCCUCUGCUCUGCGCAGAGAUUCCCAAGGUGGUGAUGUGGACAAGAGAAAGGAACGAUAUGCAGCUGCAGUUGAGGGGUACCAUAUUGAUGAUGAUGAUGAUGAUAUUGAUUUGGAACCUUCAGUCGAUCCUCAUGCCCAACAACCAGAGAUUAUGGCCACUUCUCCAGUCAAGAAGAUUAAGGAAGAUUACCUGACCUCAGCAACUGGAAAAAGCAAAGUUGUGCCACAUUCUGAAGAGCAGCCAACACCCCACCACCUUGCCAGGCAAUGGCCUCCUCUCCCUACAGCCAAGGAUGAUGAUGCAGAAGAGCAAGAGCCACGAAAGGGUGUGGUGAAGACAUUCGAGGAAGUUGAAGCCCCAGAAGAAGACAGAGGUGUUGAUGAAGGUCACGUUGAGUCUGUCCGAUCAUUAAAAGCCCAAUGGCAGCAUAAAGAACCAGCAAAGCAACCAGGAGUCAACAAACCAUAUGUACCCAUUAAGAAAGACGGUGAGUGGAUCACGCAUUUUAGACCUGUUAUAGAUGAAGGAGAAACGCCCAAAGAGCCACAGUGGUUACAAAUGGUGCGGCAACGGAGAUGGAGGUCAACAGUGGCUGCCCGCUUUCCUCAAGAUGAACAAGAGAAAGAAGUGUUUGAAAAGCGUUCCACAACACCCAGAAAAUUCAAGAAGCCUAAUCAAUAUUCUCUCAUGCGAUCCAAGUCUGACCUUGAAGAUGAAUUUGAAAUAGCCAUGAGAAGAAGGCGUCGAAAGACAGACGAUGAUGAGUCCAUUGAUGGCAGCAAGCGUUCAUGGACUUCCAUGAGUGACUUUGAUCAGGAAUCUGUGGGUGUUCUGAACAAGGUUCCCAUUCAGGGUCCCUUGAAAGAGUACAAGAAAAAUCUUGAGUUGGAACGGGCUCGUUCAACCAUGCUUAAGUGGACUUUUUCAACAGAUAUGGUUGAUGAUCCUGUAAGAUUUGAUCUUCCCAAGCCCAUUGACCUGACUACCCAGGAGGAUUAUGAAAAGGAACAGGAGUGGAGAUAUAUGCAGUCUCGACGGCGAUUUAUUGGAAGCCAGUCAACAACAGAUGGCAUGGGAAGUCCAUCCCUGCGCUCUUCUACAUCAUCUUUGAGUGAGGCUGAAUAUCCAAAAUCACCAGUCGCAAGAACUCCCGGGCAGCCAGAGCAAAAAAUGUCUACCAGUUCAGAUCAAUCCCCUCCAAGCCCGCAGGAUCAUCAACACAUGUCAGAUGAUUCUGGUGGUGCCGGCAAUGAUAGUGAGCUUGCCUUCUGUAAAGGAGUGUCUGACAUCAAAAAAUCUUUACUGGGUUCAACUGAAGAGGCACCGUUAAAACCUACAAUUGCUGAGCAAAACCUUGAGUAUGUCCCUAGGUUAGCAGAUAUCAAAAAGAAAAUUCAGGAAAGAGAGGAAGAGGCACUGCCAAGAGGAAUACCUGUGGAUGGAGAAAUUCAGAUGAUUCCAAAAAUGAAGGACAUCAAGAGCAAGUUUUUGACCCCUAAAGAAGAGCGUGCUCCCAAACGGCCAGAGUUUAAUGAAGAUGAGCACUUCGAAAGACUAGAUAGUCUUCGAAGUAAAUUUUUAAGCCAAGGGAAGGAAGAAGAGCAGAAGGCCCCUGCCAAACCCAAGCUCAAGAAAAAGCUGAGUACAAGUGAUGACAUGAAGGCAAUUAUGGCAAGUCGACGGCAAAUGUCAGAUGAAUAUGCAAGUGAGGGUCAACAGAGCACCUCUGAUGCAGUGACCACACAGGAGAUUAAGAGUCUGGCAUCCGAUAUUGCAAAGACAUUUGGCUCGGAGAAUGGUGAUUCUCUGGAGAAGCCAGCCAAGAAAAGUAUGAAGCAGAAAAUGGGGGAGGACAUUAAACCAGUGGAAAAUGGGUCUGUUUCUGAAGAAAGUGAUUCAAGACCAGUUGGUCCAUGUGGAAAGCCUGAAGGCUGUGGAACUGAUGAUGAACUUGAUAAACGAAUGAGCAAGGAGCUAGAUAUUUUACCCACUCUUGGAGAUGAAAUGAAUGAGGAGCCAGGGCCCAUUCUACCUCUCAAAAGAAAUGAUGUUUUGGAGAGUUCCCCUCAGAGAGGUUCCUUUACGGAUGAAGAGAAAGAAGAUGAAGGCAAGACUUCUUGGAAGAAUCAGGAGUCCACAGAUACAGUGGAGACAUCAGCCAAGGAAAGUGAAACUGAGAGUGACGUUGAAAUGACUACAAAGCAAGUUGAAGAUGAUGGUGAUGAUGAUGAUGAUGAUUGUGAUGAUGGAAAAAGGGAUGCUGAUGGUGCUGGCGAUGAUGAAAAGGGAGAAGAUUAUGAUGAUGGCAACUUCUUGAGUUCAGAAAGUGAUGAUAUCAAAGAUGAGGCAGAUGGUUCAAAAGACCUGGAAGAAAGUGAUGAGGAGGUGGAUGGAAAUGUUAAGUCACGGAUGCCGGCUGAGAGACCCAAGUCAUCAAUCUUGGAGGAUGUUAAAAAGAAGAAGCUUCUCCAAGAAGAUGAGAGGCCCCGGUCAUUUGCAUUUGGUGAUAAUGAAGGAGAUGAUCCUCACGUCACAUCCAAGUAUGUACCAGAAAUGCUUCUUUGAAAUCAAGAGCAUUAGACUAAGAAAGGUAAUACAGUCGAACCUCCUGUUAAUAAUCACCCAAAAUGCAAAGAUUUAGUGGUUGCUUACGGGAGGUGGUCGUGUAUGAGAAUCAACAAACGGGGGCUCUUCCUAGAAGAGGUCCCAACCCAUCUACUUUAUGGGAGAUAAUUUAUUGCAUGUGCACAAUUUCUAAGUUACAUACUCAUAUAGUUCCCUAUUGUCACCGAGAGAGGUGGUCAUUUAAAGGAGGUUCUGAUUGUAGGGAGUUUACUGGGAAAAUUUUGGUGUUUAUGGGAGGUAUUUGCUUAAGAGAGGUGGUCGUACAGGACCGUUCGACUGUAGUAAGAUAGAGAUUCGAAAUAUUCUUUCCUUGCUUGCCACAAACCCACCCCCUCCCCCCUACCACACCAGCAAAAAAUGCAACUCAGAAUGAAACACCAUGGGCUGCUGGGCUCUUCUUGAACAGAGCCGUGUUCAUUCAUGUGUUUUUUUUAUCCCUCAGCCUGUGGCUCCAAACUAGUGAAUUAAUUGUGUUGAUUCUGUGGAUGAAAUUCUUUGAUUUAGGAAUGGUUUGAGAAAUCUUUCUAUGUGCUCUCAAGGGAGGACCUGUAUGUUUGGGGAGUGCUGAACUGGAUGUUGUUAUUAUUGACAGUAAGGCUGGGGACAGGGGUUGCAAGAGUGAGAUUUUAUGCAAGGAAUUAGUUGAGAUGUUGGGCGGGAAUCGAGAUUUCAUGCAAGGAAUUGUAGUUGAAAUGUCGUGCGGGAAUAUUUUAAGUUGGUCCACUUGAAGAUUUUCACCAGGGACUUACCUGUACAGAGUCAGUAAUCAUAUAUUACCGAACAAAAAAGAACUAGGUGAGAAGAGAAGAAAAGGGGUUGUAACUAAUGAUUAAAAGUACUGUUACAUAUCUCUUACCAUUUGAUUUUGUCCAGCUUGAAGGCAUUUUCAGACCACAGAAGGAAAAUUAAGCCAGCAAGACGACAUCAGGCCAGCAGUAAUCCUGUGCGUCAACGGCAGAACCGGGAAGAUUUGAGAACUGAAACUGAUGUGAGUUAGUCAUUAAUUUAAUUAUAAUUUGUGCACUCUACAGUAGCUUAUAGAUUAAGUGACAGUACUAGGUAAAGAAAUAAAUUAUUUGUUCAUUCGUAUAGUCUGGGAACAUCUUGAUACACUGUUAUCCCCCACAGAAGAGAUUGGAAUUAAUCCUCAAGGGGAAGAGGAAGUCUUAAGAUCAAGGCAUUAAAAAAUGUAUUUGUAUGAAACUAAGUUAGAAGUUGUUCCAAAGGGAUGAGUGUUCUAGAAUGUUUCACUUCUUUGGGGAAGGCAGGGAUAUUUUCCAGGACUGCACAUUGAUAUUUUUGUCAACAGAAACUACUGAGCAUACAAUUAUCAAAGAACAAGCUGUUAAAUCGUUACUUACAGUAGUAGGCUGCUGACUGGUAAAAGUUCUGUACCAUGACUUUUGACUGUUAGGUUACAAGGGGAGCAGGGGUGGUGCAGUGGUGAGAGCAAUCGCCUUCCACCAAUGUGGCCUUGGUUCAAAUUCCAGCAUCAAUUUGGCUAUAUUCUGUAAUUACACAAUGAAAUUAUCUCUUAGCCAGAUAACCCCUGAUAGUUCAUUGGGAAAAAUGCAAUCAUUAUUGAGUGUUAAAUAGACCUCUUUAGCAUGAAUGUUUUUUUGUUGGGCAUUUGAUAAUAUACCAGCAAACUGUUUCUUUCAAAUUUUGUCUCAUCAGAAAAUAAUAAAAAUAAAUAUAUAAAUAAAUAAAUGCCAAAGGGCAAGUUUCCUUGGGAUCAUCAUUGGAAAAACAAAACAUCAAGUUUAAGAGGUCAAUUUGUAUUGUUUUCACUUUUCUUUUCAGAUGCUGAUGAUUCGAGAGAGUCAAGAGAAACCAUCUCUCGCUGGCAAGAAAAGUAGGCAUCAACUGUUAUUAGUUGGUAAAAAAUUGGUAAAAACAUGGAAGAUGACUGUUGCAGCUUUAAUUUGUUCAACUAGUGUUGAAAUCAUAUGUCAGCAGCCCAUAACCCACAGCUUGUAAUUUUCCAGAAGCCUUGACCAGUAAAUGAGUCUUAAAAACGUUAGUCAGCAAUAACUGGAGACCAGGAAAUACAAUGUAGUAUUUCUAGAUGUUCUGAUCUUAUUUUCUUUUUUCUUUUUUAUAUAUCAGACAAUAGGAGCACAGACAUGUGAAGCAAAAAGUAAAAAUAAACUGGUCUGAAAAAAAAACAAUGCAGUUGCAUAGGCUUCGGGUUAUGAUAUCCUUAGCAUGUUAAAUGUUGAAAAUAUUAUUAAUAGGCCAUUCAACAUGUUGAACUAGAAUAGAGAUGAUUGGCUUUCCCUUGUGAGGUUGCAGUGGCCAAGUGAUUAACACCAAGCAAGCAGUGCUAUUGAUCACAAAGAAAUACAUAAUUAAUUAUUACAAACACACUACCUGCAUUUAGCAAAAGCUAUUCAAGGCAGACAGUGUGGUGACUCUACAAUCUGAUAUAUGUUGUCCGAAACUUCAGGGCCCCUGUUGCUCAAAGCAGAAUUAGGCUGUGUCUGCAUUGCUGCGGAUAAAGUUUCAUAUCAAUUCACAGGAACUGAAAACCCCUCUGGUAGUUCGGUAGUCCGGUACAAGCAAAUUUUGAGAGCUGCUUGCUUAAAGGCCAAGAAAUUCAAGUUUUUUUAGCCCUAAAUACAUCUAGGUCAUUUAAACAGUCAAGUGAAAUUCUCCUGACUUAUACAAAAUGUAUAGAAAACACUGUUGAGAAAAUUUGCCUGUUAAUUUUAAGGCACAGAAGGGUUAAAUAGAUAUUCUUUUUUUUUGUUUUGUUUUAGAAAAAGAUAAAGGUUUUGCUGAUGAAGCCAUUGCUGGGCUUUCCAGUACAGAAGAUCUGGCGGCUGCGAGCACUGCCUUGAGAAAGACAGCUAAGGAUUCCUCUGGAGUGAGCAAAGAGAUUAAAGAUUUUGGAGGAUUCCUUCCAGUAAUGUUGUUGCAAAUUAAAGGUCGGUAUUCUAUGCAGGGUUCUUAGUAUUUUUUGUAGUAGAAUGGCGCCCAAGGUGCAGUAGGCAGGGAAAGGUGAGAGUUGGCUUUUCCAUUAAAGACGGAAUGUACUGUGCUUGGAGUACACUGGUGCUAGUAUGGCGGUUGUGGAUUCUAACCUCGAGUGUUAUGUGGCAAAUUUAAAGGGUUCUGGGAAAACGCUCUGGUUGACAUUUGAUUAACUGGUAGAUUCUCCUUGCAGAUUACCUUGUGUUUAGUUUUGAAAUAAUGAGAGAAUUUAGUAUUAGACCAAGAUUCACUAAGGGCCGUUCAUAUGUAUCUGCCCAUUUUUGAACAGCUACAUAGUAGCAAAUGCGUUCAUGUAGUUUCUUAGUGAUGUGGACAACUGCGUGUGUAAAACGUAAGAAGGAUGAACGAUAACCCACAUCACGACACAUGAGGAAACCAAAAAUGGUUUCUACAAACCACAAGACACGCUCAAAACAUGGCAAUGAAUGUGGAUUUUCCUGUUGUGGCUUUUAUCUGCUACUAAUCUAGAUUUAAGUCGACUUGAUUUCAUCAAGUGUACAGGGCGGUUGUGAAUAUUGUUGGUAAAAUCUGUUCUGAAGGUAAUAAUAAAUCAGAAUUUCCUUAGCCCGCGAAAGUAUCCGUUUCUCCUCGCUCUUCGCCGCUGGGGAGGAGAAACGGAUGCUUUCGCAGGCUAGAAUUUCCUUUGUCCGCUAUGAAUAAUUUGGGCUAGGAAACAACGGAAAUUCUGAAUUCUGAAUUUUAUUGUGAAAAACAAAACAAAACAACAACAACAUGAAGAACAAACAAACCAAAACAGUGGUGAAAGUUAUGCUUGCCCAAAUGUUUUGCAGUUCUUAACACCAGUUGAAUAAUGACUGUGUCUGGACAAAGAAUACUUAGCAAGUGAUUUUAGUAUAAUUUUCUUCCCACGGAGAAAAACAUUGGGUCUAGAAGAGACACUGUUUAACAAACGGACUGACUGUAUUUUUUUUCAUCUGCUUUAGGAUCAAGGCAUAUUCAGACGCGACUAGUUGAACCUUCAGCCAAAUCUCUUAAUUCUGGGGAUGUGUUUGUAUUGGUCACACCCAAGGAAAUUCAUCUGUGGAACGGAAAGGAUGCAAACAUUAUGAAGAAAGCUAAGGUUUGUUAAAUGCACUGACCUGUGUUUUCGUUUCUUGGGGGAUGUGGUGGGGCAUAUCUUGGUGGGGUGGUGUUAUGCCCCACCGUCGUGUCACAGGGGACCCAUACUGGUGGCGAUAAAUUUUAAUACUGUAGAAUAACGAACUGAGGAGUGUCUCCCCUUCCCUCCUCUAUGAUGCCUCUGUGACGGAUGCUAAUCUACACACCAGCAAAUCGUUUUAAAGAGAGCAUAGCAGGUGAAAGAAAGUGAGUAGGAGCCACGGGCUACCCAUGCCCGCUGAAGCUAUAAUCCAGUUUCUGUAGCAUGUCGUUCAUAAGCCCCUCCCCCAAUUAUACGCCCACCUACCUGUAGACAACAAAAUAUCCGUUUAUAAGCCCCCCCGCCAACUGUAUUAUAAUGAAUUUGAUUUCUUAUGGUGUUUUGAAGCUUAAUUAAAAACCAGUAAAUGCAAAACGUGUACAAAUUUUUGUGAAAUGUUUUGACAGAUUCCUUAUCCCUAAACUUUAAGUCUUCUGAACGGCUAGUUUUAGGAAUAGGAAAUCUGUUUGAGCAUUUCACAACAAUGUUUACUUUGUUUGAAUGCUAGUCUGCACGUCUCACUCUCCGUCUACUCCCGUGGUAAAUUGUCUCCUUGUAAGUCCAGGGCUUGUAAGCGGCAGUUCACGGUAGUGGUAAUCAUAAAGUUAGGGGUUUUGUUUAGGAUAUAUAUUGGAUGAUCUUUCUUUUUUUAAUCAGGGAACGGAAGUUUCUACCUUGGUCGUGAAGCAGAAGGAUUUAGGAUGCAAUGCUACCAAGGUUCACAUUAUCAAUCAGGAUAGAGAGAUUAGUGAUGCUGCAACUAAACUUUUCUGGAAGACGCUUGGAGGCAAAUCUGAAGUCUCGGGUAAUGUAGUUCAAUUUUUCAUAUUUGGUUAGACAUGUUGGUUAGACAAAACAUUUUUUAUCGCAGAAUUGGCACGAAUUGAGUUAAGUUUUUAGGCUUAAAAACUUGAUUUUGAAAAAAAAUUUCCUGCCAGCGCUUGUCGGAAGAAAAAAAUUGCAUGCAGCACAAAUUAAUAGAGAGCUUAUGGGAAAAAAAGGGAAAAAAAUAUCCUGCCCACCAUAUUGCUAGAAAAAAAAAUUCUUGAUGACCAGAAAUCACCCACCCCCACCCUCAAGAGUUAAAUGGUCGGCCCCUAAUGUUCUUUUUUUUUUUAUAACAGAUGCCAGUCUUUGGCCUUCAGAUGAAGAACACGAGAAAGGAGUUACCGCAACUAACUUAGUUUACAGAGUGGACUGCUCGUCUGAGCCCCCUGCACUUAAGCUACGUGAUGACGUAUCAGGCCGUGUUCUUAGUGAGAGUUUUAUGGAUAAUUCUCAGGUGCGUUUUAUUCGAUACAACUUGACCCCGUUCUCACGUAUUCGGAUAUUUUUGAAGGUGGAGAUUUUUUUCUCCGUUUUGGUUUUUUGCCUUCCGUCUACACAUAAACGGCGUUUUCGGGCACCAAAAACGCAGGUUUUCGAAAACGGUCUCCAGAGCGGCGUAUAGUUUUUGUGUGGAAUGGCCGAAAGCGGAGGUUUUUGAAUACGAUGAUGUCAUACAUCGUGACCGCAAAAGGGAGGAAAUGACAAAAAUAAGUGCUUCACUAGAAGUUUUUUUAACACUAACUUUAGUAACACUGUAUGGUUGUAUGGGCUUAUGCUUGGCUAUGCGAGUAUGUUGCAAGUCAAUUCAUUUUUAGAUUUUUCACUUUAUAGUGUUAAUAUUAAUAUUCAUGUAGCAAUGAUUGUGGGUACAAAAUAAGGUAGUACAUGUAGUGAUUCAAAGUUAUCCUCGGUUUAGAUUUUUAUAAAAGCUGAAUCACAACAUAUUAACUGAAGCUUGCUGUUUUAUUUUUCAUUUCUUCAAGGCAUACGUUGUUGACUUCGGUUCAGAAGUUUACCUCUGGCUCGGAAGAAAUUGCCACAGUCUAGCUCGAACAAAGGGCGUGGCCCUCGCCCAAGAACUCUUCAAGGGAAAAUUUAAGUAUAAAAGUGCGAUCAGCCCUCUGGACCCUAAGACUAAAUCAGAUGAUCCAGAAGAAAUGCUUGAAGUAACCAGACCAUCCUGGGCGUUGUUUGGGCGCAUGACAGCACGCUCUGAGACGGUGCUUUUCAGGGAAAAGUUCAUUGAUUGGCCCGAUCACAAUGUUGACUAUACGCAGGACUUUGUUAAACAGCCCAUAAGUGGAAGUUUUGCUAGUUUUUCUGAGGUAAGAAAACGUGUAGUGUAUGCUUAGUUCAACAAAGUGCCAAGAGAAGGAAAAUUUAAAAUUAUUUUAUACUCGUUAUAAAGAUCCGGGGAUUCUUUGGUGUGGGUUUUCACUAUAUUAACAUACAUUUACAGGAAUUAUACACCAGGGCAGGCACUCAGAAUGGUUUUUGGUUGGGGUGUGACACCCAGGCAUAAAAAACUGAACCCUGUUCUCUGGGAAUAGGCCAAUUGCUAAUCUUUACUGUGUUUGCUAAACGAGCUGUUGGCGUAUGUCUACAUGCAACCAUUAUAGCCAUACGCCAUGCGCCUUGCCAAAAAUGUUGCUCUAUAAUUCUGUUGUGCUUGAAUUUAUAUAUUGGCGGGUAAGCGUAAUAGUUAAAAGCAUAUCUUAUUGGCGUAUGUUAUUAACAAGUGGUGAAACCAUGGUAGUAAAGCAAUAAAGGUAGCCUGUAAAAUAUGUCUUUCAGCUUAACCUAUGUAAUUUCCUCUUUUUCUCUACUUGUAAGUGGUAAUGAACUUCAUAUUAUAUUAAUGCUAUUUUGUAACUGCCUGUAACGUUUUUCUAAUGUCUGUUAACUGUAAUUCUGCUAACGCUCUUCGUACUAACACACCCAGCCUUCAUCUGAUGAAAGUGGAAGCUUCCUAAGACCAGAGUCUAAAAAGAGAAAGGUAUAGUAAAGGCUGCAGCCAUUAUAGCAUGCUAAAGUAAAACCAAAGCCAACAGUUGAAGCCUGCAAGCAAACUCUGUUCGCAAGAUUCGCGUGAGUUGUAGGCAGGCCACUCGCUUUCGAAGUUGCUGGCGCGUGUCACUUCGCCUGAUGUUGUGCUCAAAUGGAGAACUUGCUCGCAGGCUGUAAAAACUCUGUCUCUCUUUCUUUUUUUUUUUUUUUCAUGCCCGUUGCUAUGCGCUUGGGGACAGCUGUAUUGACAACGUUUAGAAACGAGAAGUGAGCUGGAGCCGAAAUUCUUCCGGCAAUGGUUUCUGGGAUCGUGGCUGGGGACGCGCCGGUCAGCUAUUGGCCAAUUUUUUUCUUUGUUCCAGGAACAGUCCCAGAAGUCUGUGCGAAAGUUAACUUGACCCAGUUCCCUUCCGGUUUCUAAGGUGACAAAUGCCCUUGCUUAGAAUGGAUCGCUGGGUCGUCCCUUGUGAUUGGCAACAGUAAUUUGGUGUUACUAUGUUGGAGCUCUUCGAGAGCAGAUUGUGACAAGAAUGUGAUUUCUCUUUUAGCACUGCUUUGCCAGAGAAUAGAAGUCUUUGAAUAUAUUGAAAUAUCAGUUUACAUAGAAUCAGUAGUUGUAGCUGUUGAAUGAAAAAUAUCUCUUUUGCAGUACUUUCACAUGGUACUAUUUUUGGGUCUUUUGAUGAAAUCCUACGGUGUUACUACUUCAAUACUUAGUACCCAACGCCGUUGUGAAUUAAAGGGUUUACCUUCGCUGUCGGGAAAAUCAACAUGCUGAAUUAGUGUUUUAUUCCCAAACAAGGUUUCUGCUAGUCAACACUCCGGUUUCGUAACGCAACUUCUCUGUAGCCUUUCUUUUUAUGGUUUACAUGGAGACGUUUUAGUGUUGGCCUUUUUAGUUUUUUUUCCCACGAACAAUUUUGUCUAAUUCUUCUGUAUUUUUUGUCAGUAGAUUCAACAUUUUGACGCCUUUUAUUUUCUUGACAACUUACAGAAACGACCAAACAGCAUAUUUGAAAUGCAGCCCUGUGAUCCUCAAAACUUAAUCGACCCUCCUUCGGAACCAAGUCAAAUUCUUGAAGGUUUGUAUGAAAAAUCCUCUUUAUUUGAAUGUCAGUGUAUUUUGCACGAAAGUACUAAUUGGGAACAUUAGGGCCAUUUAUACGAGGAAAAAUAAGACGCGUCUUACAUAGGACGCGUCUUAAAUAAGACGCGAACUUUCCGUAUAAACGGCACAUUUCGUCUAAAAUAAGACGCGAAUUAGCUAAGACCUUAGAUAAGACGCGUCUUAGCUAAGACGAGAAAAACUUCGUAUAAAUGACCUUCGCGUCUUACAUAAGCCGCGAACGCAUGGUACGCAUGCGUUAAUUUUUGGCGGGAAAAUUUUUGCCCCGGUUCCUUCGCCCCUUAUUUUCGAGUCAUUUAGCGCGCUCCAAAUAUAAUAUUCCUGGUUCUGUAAACCGUAAACCAAACAAGCGCGCUUGAAAUGUAAGUUUCCUCGUUCUAUGAGCAAAAAACCAAAACAAGCACGCUUCACUUAUAUCACUGAUUAUUUCUCGUUCUCAAAUAGGGGACUAAGCAACCGUGGCGAAAUGACUUGGGGGUGAACCCACGACCUCCUCCUCUGCUAAUCCUGACACAGUAAAAGGUGGUCAAUCCUUUAUUUUGAUCUGUGCAUCGCUUUUUGAGCACCAUUUUGUGUACCUUUUAUCUGCAGGCUUUGACGUGGGACGUGGAACUGGAAGUUUUGACGAGGAAGGAAGGCAUUUCAUUGUUUCAUCGAUUUCAACUAAAAUCUGGCAUGUCAAGGAAUACACCUAUCAGUUAUUGCCAGAGGAAGAGUACGGCCAUUUCUUUUCUUCGGAAGGUUCGUUGUUGCUUUUGUCAAAAUAUGUCAAGCGCAGUACUAACGUAACUAUUGUUUGUGUUGAACUGAAUGGUGGCCGCAAAAGUGGUAUUUGAAAGCUUAAGCAACCACAAAACAACGACAACGUCAAAAAACAGUAAGUUUUAUGAACAAAACAACAGCUCUGCACGUGCAUCACGCUUUUCAGAACUUUUCUUUGACGUCCACUGCACGACUACGACGUGAAACCUCUUAAUUCGACGUUUAAUGGAGGACGUAAACAUACGAUGAAUUUUUCAGGCUCUUUUUGAAACUGGAUUCGGUCCUGCUCCUUAAGAAUUCAUCUCCAGGAGAAAUCGCCUACUUUUGACAAAUAAUUUAAAAUAAACUGGACCAAAUAGACGCGAUAAAGUUUGAAAGGACGCAAAUUCAUUUCUAACGAAGUUUUCACUGCAGUCGUCGUCGUCUUUGCUUAAGCUCCCUAAUGAUGAUGAUGAUGACAAUGAUGAUGAUGAUGAUCAUAAUGAUGAUGAUGAUGAUAAUGAUUUGGCUCCCUGACGAUCUCACAAGUCGUACUGGAAGCUUGCAGCCAUUGUCCCUUUAGUUAUUUGAGUUUCGAAUUUGCGAGGCACUGAAUUGUACCUUUCUAAAUUUUCAGGCUAUGUUGUGAGGUGGAAGUAUUGUGUGAAACUCACAGGCGUUAAAACGCUCAAGGGAAAACAGUCCAAGUACGAAGAUGUCGGCCGCGAUAAAGUGGCUUACUUCUUUUGGCAAGGCAAGGACAGUACACUUAAUGAAAAAGGAACUGCCGCGCUCAUGACCGUGGAGCUGGACUCGGACAAAGGACCACAGGUAGGAUACUAACCAGUCAAACGGCAGAUACUGGCGAAAGCUAAGCAAAGUACACCCUGCUAGCAGAUCCUUUUUUUCGCUUGCUCGAAUUUGGCGUAUUCGAAAAAGACUCUGCUUGAAUUGAGUAAAAUCUUUGUUGAGCAUGCGCUGCUUGUUGCUAGGAUACAAUUUUGAACCCAGAGCCUAAUAGCUGUGCGUUUGGUACAGCGGACUCAAUUAUGACCAUUGGUUAUCAAUACACGGAUGCUUGUACUCGAAAGACCAGUUUGACGAGAGAAAACAAAAUUGUCUUCGGUCGUGAAUUUCGUACUGUAGAUAGACAGUUAGAUAUUUUACUUAGUCAUAGUGGUUUUUUCAGUUAAAGCGCUGGUUUACAUUAAAGCCGUUUUUUAAAAUUUAUAUAUCCAGCAGAGUUUCUAGUUAUUCUAAUUGUGAAAAAGAAAAAAAUUUAUAUACACACGCUUAAUGUAAAACUAGGUAUUAUUGUGAGGAAUCAAAGAAGCUGGAAAGCAGGCGGCCCAGUUCAGAUUUAAAUAAGUUCAUUGACUUUUCAUUCACGCAAAUCUUCGAGUAAUUUAUUCGAAAUAAAUGCGCCCCUAUAGCCAAAAUGUUUUUUUCUUGUUGUGGCCAUAAUUGGUUUUGGAAAGAGGCCACUGAAAUCUAGAAGAGGAGCCCUUGUAUCAAGGGUUGACCUCAUUUUUUAAAAAAUUUGGCAUAGGUAUUCAUGAGCCAUAUUAUCGUACACCUCGAACGUUUCUAUAGCGAGGAGCUUAACUCUGUGUAUGGAAACGUCAAAGGCUUGACGGGAUUCAGGCAGUCUUGUCUUCCUCAGUUUCUGUGUUUUUUUUCUCUUUGGCUUGCGUUGCUAUAUCAAUGAUUGACUGAAAAUCUCCCUCCAAAAUUUAACCAUAAUAAUGUUUGUUGUUCUUCUUGAAGGUUUUGGUUGCCCAAGGCAAGGAGCCGCCAUGUUUUACAAGAUUAUUUGAAGGAAAGAUGGUUGUUCAUUCAGGGAGGUAAGUUCUUUACGAUCGACCGAAAUAAUAAUUAUUAUUGAUUUGAACAAGUGUGGAAAGUGCCUUGUUGCAGGAUGUUAAGAACGUUUUUUUUUCAUUUUACUUCACAGGAGAGACUGUGAAGAUGAAACAGGUAUGGAUACUGGGUUACGGUUUGAUGAUCGUUAAACGAAAGUUAGGUCGUUUAUUAUUUACAAAAAGUUUCCGGAAAAUUCGGUUGGACAGUAAAUUGAACACUACUUUUUGGGUCGUUCCAUCCGAAAAUUUCCCGCAGGAACAAAACAUCUGAAGAGGUAGUCCUGUUUAAAACGGAAAUUCGUGUUCCCUCUCUUGAAUAUAAUCUUUCGUACCAGUUUCAGGGCUUCGCGUUCGUUUUUCGGUAAAUGGAACUGAAUUGUACAAAUGGUAAAAGCGAUUCCGGGACGAAAUUUAGUCGUGAAUUUUGUCUACCAUUAGCCCAAACCAUGAACUGACCUGUUUGCAAUGCAAAUGGUAAACUACCCUUGUUUUUGCGACUCUACAGCUAGCAUGCGACUCCUCUGACAGUUCAAGCACGAGAACUUUGCAAUUCGCUUCAGCCAGCUGAUUUAAGCUAAAGACAAGACCGACUACUAGUACUAAGAGCGGGCGAAUACGUAAACCAGCAAAGCGCAUUUCGCAAUAAGACGUAAAUGUUAACAACAACGAGAAUAACGUGGCGAAUAUUAAUCUUCCUCUAUUUACGUCUGUACAAAAUAAUAUUUAAGAAGAAUCAUUACUUACCACUUUUCUGUCACUCUACCAGGAGAUGGAGCAUUAUUUAUUGUAAGAAAUGAAGAACCAGAAGAAGCUUAUUUAUUAGAGAUCCCAGCGAGGUGAAGUAGAUGCUUGUUUCGUUAUUUUGUCGCUCUUGCAUUUUUUUCUUUCAAACGCAUGUGCUUAUUUUUUGACGCACGUGCAAAGUUUUUCAUGCGCACGUGCCGUAGUGUUGGUUUUCAUGCACGCUGUUUUUAACGCACGUGCCAAGUGCCAGAUUGUUGCUUUAAACGGGAUCUGCAGAUAGUUGGAAAUUUGUUUUAAACAUUAUUUUGUUUAGAAUGCCGUAUUUACACCAACAUGUUAUCCUUGACUAGGUUUCCUCGCUAAUGUAAACGGAGAAUAAAGCAAAAAAUUCUUGGAAAACAAACGUCUCUCUUCGAGCCGUUUUAAGUGCUUAAAGCGCAUUCUUUUGUUUGUUUGUUUUUUGGGGGGAGGGGAGGGAAGGGGGUGGCCAUGGUUACUACUAGGACGUAAGAAGUCUUUCUUGAUGUUUUAUACUUAUUCUUUAUUUUUUUAAAUACCAUUUAUUUCACUUAGACCUAUCUUUUAUUAAUUUUUUCUUUUCCAGUUCGUCUUGCUUGAGAUCAAGAACAUCAUUCGUGGUAGCAGAUAAAAAGAAAGCUAUACUUUAUGUCUGGCACGGCUGUCAAUCUCAUUCCACUGUGAAAACACUGGCGGUUAAUGCCACAAAAAGACUUAAAAGAUGGUAAGAUACUUAAUUUGUCAUCACUUGCUUCCAAGGAAACAAGUGCAACUGAUCCCAGAUCUGUCAAGCCUGAAUUUUUAGGGGUCUUUUUCAACCGCUUAGGUUGUUCAUUCAACUGCGAUGAUCAUGUUCACUUUUAUAUCUUUAUCCGCAGUUCAAAAUAUGAAUCAUUUCAUUUAUUUCAAUUCACAGGAGUUGAUCUCGAAAAACCUGUGGCCCAUAGUUUUUGCAGUCCGUUUCCAUGAUCCUGGCCAUCGAGAAACAAUGAUAAACCUACAAAUUGACAAAAAUGUCGAAGUACAAAAAGGUUUAAGCAGUGAGCUAAAUAAUUUCUUAACUUUUGGCUAUAACAUUGAAAUAACUAACUGAAAUUUCGAAGUAUAAGGUCUUUUAGUACUGACAAUUUGCUACGUUAUUUUCAGAAAAUGUCUAAUUAGUUAAGAAAAUUCAAAAUUAUAAUUCCUGUAUCGUCAAGAAAUGACAUGAUUUGUAGCAGGACCGACUUGGCUCUCUUUUUUUUAUCAAAAAUUUGAUUGACAUUUUACAGUAACCGAAAUCGCUGUAACAAUGCCAAAAGACAAAGUACUAGAAAGUCACCAGUUUACUUCAGAACUAGAGUUCUCUUAACGGGCACUCUCGUAAGCGAACAGUUCUACUUACGGCUGCCUUCACAAGACCCCGUUUUACUCAACUCCCAUACAAACUCUGUAUUUCUUCAUUCUCGUAAGGGGCCAGCUGCACUUACGGACACCUUUCUCGCGUCCCGAGGGUCGUCCCGAGGGUGUCCACCUACAAGAGCUUCCACUAUAUUGUUUUAAUAUCCUUUUGUCUUUCCACAGGUUUAGUAAGCAGUACUCAAAAGAUUACAAAGCCAAGGAAGUUUCUGAAGGGGGAGAAACCAAAGACUUUUGGAAUGUUCUUGGAGGAAAGGCGAACUUUAUGUCACUUAGUGAAGGUGAGUGUUGCGAUGCCUUACAAAAGGUCAUUCCCCCGUCGUGCAUUAGCUGCUGCGUGGGAAAUGACGAAACGCGCGACAGUUUUUUUAGUGUUAUAUUCUGUGAGUGUUCGCGUGUCUUGUUACUUCCAUGGCGGAGGUGGCUUUAUUUUUAGUCUCUCAGGUCGUCUUGACGAGCAAAAGGAACGUAGCGAGCGAAGGAGGGCUAAAGAGGUUGUAACAUUGGGCAUACGGAUGCAUUCUUACAUAGCAAACUUUUCAACUGGAAAAAAACUGGGCGUUUCGUUUCCCUCUCUCUCCAAAGUUCAAGAUGGCGGCACAGAUAUUGCCCGUGAAUAGCCUGAGAUUGAGAAAUCCUUGUAAAAAUUCGAAAAGGGACCACGCUUUUCCACCGGAAAAGUUUCCAACGGGAAAGAAGACUUUCUUUUCAAAGCCUUCCACUUAUUCCUGGGAGUUUUCCAGCGAACCUCCCGAAAAGUUUUUGCUUCAUGGUAAACGAAUUUCUUGGUAAAUGAAUAUCGCCCACUGAUCCUUUCUGUCCUUUUUUACUAGUUUUGAGUUGGUGUGCGAAUACGAUUCCGCCUUUUUUGUUUGUGAACUGGACGUAAUCCUACAGUUGACUUUCCUGAAUAGAUUACUGUUUGCUAUGCUUAACGGCUAACAGAGUAGGAAUUUACAAGCGAGCGUCUUCUGUCCCUCUGAGAAUUAGGCCAGUCAUAUUGCUUGUAUCGGACAAUGUUGUGAAUAUACGGUACAAACGGUAUUUUUAUGGUACAAAGUACCGGUACCAAGUUAUUUGUACUUAAUUGUUUAUCAUUCGGUUUUUUUGUCUUCUUAGAUUCUAAAAAACUUGAUUACACGUUGCGCGUUUUCCACCUGAAGAGCACCAGUGGGUCCUUUGAAGCAACGGAGGUGCUAAACCCCGCGAGAUCUGAGCAUAUCACGCCUUAUCCAAUUCUUCAGUCUCAGCUAUAUUCAGCAGAUCAACCAGGUAAGCUGGAACUUCUCCGGCUGGGAAUG
Porites lobata is the source of this 17250-nucleotide messenger RNA. The record is from the annotation of a GenBank genome assembly. Lineage: Eukaryota; Metazoa; Cnidaria; Anthozoa; Scleractinia; Poritidae.